Prunus armeniaca (apricot) is the source of this 216-nucleotide messenger RNA. Lineage: Eukaryota; Viridiplantae; Streptophyta; Magnoliopsida; Rosales; Rosaceae. The record is from the annotation of a GenBank genome assembly.
AUGAAUGAUCCUAGAGAUCCGGUCUUGCAAAGGGUGGCUUCAUCAAUGAAGAAGAAGUUUGACAAGUAUUGGGGGAGUUUUGAAAGUGUGAACAAUAUGAUUUUCAAGUACAAUAUAGUGUUCAAUAGGAUGGUGUUGAAAAAUGUAGCUUUUCAAACUUACUUUGAGGAGAUAGAGAAGGGUGGGAUGAAGAGAGUGGGUCCUCCAAGUAAUUAA